Messenger RNA from Dipodomys spectabilis (banner-tailed kangaroo rat), 5199 nucleotides. RefSeq names its product maestro heat like repeat family member 1 (gene Mroh1). The coding region runs from base 163 to 5088 and encodes 1641 amino acids. NCBI's taxonomy places the organism in Eukaryota, Metazoa, Chordata, Mammalia, Rodentia, Heteromyidae. The record is from RefSeq and is a predicted model, not a curated record. The transcript is spliced from 43 exons. Gene Ontology annotation, cellular component: cytoplasm. Gene Ontology annotation, molecular function: protein binding.
CGCCGGUUCCGGGGACGCGCCCUCGGGAAGGCUCGGCCGGAGAGCCCGGGAACUGCUGCUCUUGCCGAGCUGCACGGGAGGUCGAGUCCGGGGCGCUUCUCCAAGGUUGGAGAGGACACUGCACAAGUUCACACUGGGCAAGCAGAAGCUGAGACCACGGAAAUGACAGAAUCCUAUGUGAAGAAGCUGUCCUUCACCCUGCUGGAUGCCAUCACUGACAAGGACCCUGUGGUACAGGAGCAGGUCUGCAGCUCUCUGUGCUCCCUCGGAGAGGCACAGCCAGGGGAGAUGCUCCAUGCUUGUGAGAAAUACCUGCGGCAGCAUGAUAAGCUGGCCCAUCCUUACCGCGCAAUGAUCCUGAGGGCCAUGGAGACAGUCCUGAGCAGCCACAUCCACAAGCUGGACAAAGACACAGCCAGCACUGUCAUCCUCCUGGCUUCGAGUGAGAUGACCAAGACGAAGGAACUAGGCUGUGACUGGCAACAGGCUGCAAGCAAUGUCCUGGUGGCUGUGGGGAAACAGUUUGUCAACCAGGUGAUGGAGGAGGUUCUCAGGAGGUUCCAGCCUGGGGUUCUGCCUCACUGCUCAGUGCUACAGACACUUGCCAGCCUCUCAGUGUCCAAUGUUUUUGGCAUGGUCCCCUUCCUGCCGUCUAUCCUGAGCACCAUGCUGCCCAUGCUGGGCAUGGCAAAGCAGGACGCGAUGAGGGUGGUGUUCUGUUGCGCUCUCCAGCACUUCAGCGAGAGCACCCUGGAGUACUUGGCCAACCUGGACCAAGCCCCGGAUCCCACCGUCAGGAAGGACGUCUUUGCCACUGACAUCUUCAGCGCCUACGACAUCCUUUUCCACCAUUGGCUGCAGAGCCGAGAUGCUAAGCUUCGGCUUGCAGUAGUGGCAGCUCUUGGGCCCAUGAGCCACCUACUGCCCAGUGAGAAACUGGAGGAGCAGCUUCCCAAGCUCCUCCCAGGAGUCCUCAGCCUCUAUAAGAAGCAUGCAGAGACUUUUCAAGUGUCCAAGAGCCUGGGCCAGAUCCUGGAGGCAGCAGUGAAUGUGGGCAGCCGUACCUUGGAGGUUCAGCUCGAUGCCCUUCUGGCGGCUCUGCAUGUUCAGAUUUGUGUACCUGUGGAGUCCACUAGUCCCCUGGUGAUGAGCAGCCAAAAGGAAGUUCUACGCUGCUUCACGGUACUGGCCUGCUGCUCACCUGACCGCCUGCUGGCCUUUUUGCUGCCCAGGCUGGACACCAAUAAUGAGAGGCUCCGUGUGGGCACCCUACAGAUCCUGAGGCACGUCAUCAACUCAGCCGCUGCUCAAAUGGAAGUUAAGAAACCCUUCAUCCUGUCUUCCAUGAAGCUUCCUCUUCUGGACACUAACAGCAAGGUGAAGCGGGCUGUGGUGCAAGUGAUCAGUGCUAUGGCCCACCACGGCUACCUGGAGCAGCCCGGAGGUGAGGUGAUGGUGGAGUACAUCGUGCAGCAGUGCGCACUGCCCCCCACACAGGAGCCUGGGAGGCCAGGAGCCGACGGUGAGGACCAGGCGACAGACAGUGUGCGGGCCGUCAGCGUGCGCACUCUUUACCUGAUCAGCACCACGGUGGACAGAAUGAGUGACGUCCUCUGGCCGUACCUGCUUGAGUUCCUCACCCCUGUGCACUUCACCGCAGCCCUGACCCCACUCUGCAGGAGCCUGGUGCAUCUGGCUCUGAAGAGACAAGAGACGGGUGCAGAUGCCUUCUUGGUCCAGUAUGACACCCACGCAAGCCUCCCAUCUCCCUACGCUGUGACCACGAGACUGCUGGUGGUGUCUUCUAGCCCCUACCUGGGGGAUGGGCGGGGGGCAGCCUCCCUGCGCCUCCUGAAGGUUCUGCAUGGAAGCAUCUGCCCUUCUCUGGGCCAGCGGUGGGAGACAACUGUGCCUCUGCUGCUCGAGUACCUGGAUGAGCACACUCAGGAGACACUGUCACAGAAGGAAUGGGAGGAGAAGCUGCUGGUGUUCCUGCGGGACACACUGGCCGUCGUUUCUGACAACACGUGGAUUUGCCAGCUCAGCCAGGAGAUGUGCAGGCAGCUGCCCUGUUACAGCAAGACACCCCAGGAGAAGAACUUCCUGUAUAAAUGCAUAGGAACUGCCCUGGCUGCUGCUUCAAGCAAGGAGGUGGUGGGAAAACACCUCCGGGAGCUGCUGGAGACAGCCAAGUACCAAGAGGAGGCAGAGCGGGAGGGCCUGGCCUGUUGCUUUGGGAUCUGUGCCAUCGCCCACCUCGAGGACACUCUGGCACAGCUGGAGGACUUCGUGAGGUCAGACGUGUUUAGGAAGUCUACUGGCAUCUUCAGCAUUUUCAAGGAUCGAAGUGAGCAUGAAGUGGAAAAAGUAAAGAGUGCUCUGAUUCUGUGUUACGGGCAUGUGGCCGCCCAGGCCCCGCGAGAGAUGGUGCUGGCCAAGGUGGAGUCGGACAUCCUCCGCAACAUGUUUCAGUGCUUCAACACCAAGGUUCUGGGAAUAAAGGUAGAAACCAAGGACCCGGCCCUGAAGCUGUGCCUUGUCCAGAGCCUGUGCAUGGUCGGCCAGGCCGUCUGCAGCAGCACACAGGCCAGCUCCUUCUACUUCUCGAGGAAAGCGGAGCUGGUAGCACAGAUGUUGGAGUUCAUCAGGGCAGAACCCCUGGACGCCCUGCGAACACCCAUUCGGAAGAAAGCCAUGCUCACCUGCACUUACCUAGUCCACCUGGAGCCAGCGUUGGAGGAGCCUGCCCAGGCCGAAGUGAUCCACAGCUGCCUGCGCAGCGUCAUGGCCCUGCCUCCUGAGCCUCAGGAGGAGGAUGGCACCUGCCAGGAGCCCCUGUAUCUGGACACAGUCCACGCCCUGGAGGACUUGCUGACCAGCCUGCUGCAGCGGAACAUGACCCCCCAGGGCCUGCAGGUCAUGGUCGAGCACCUGAGCCCAUGGAUCAAGUCCCCAAGAGGCCACGAGCGAGCACGGGCCCUUGGCCUGAGUGCCUGCCUGCUGCAGUACUUCCUGGAGCACCUGCAAGUCAGUGCCCUGGUGCCCUUCCACAACCUGGGCCUCCUUGUUGGCCUCUUCUCCCCACGAUGUGCGGACAUGUGGCCUGCUACUCGCCAGGAGGCAGUGGGCUGUGUCUACUCCCUGCUCUACUUACAGCUGGGCUAUGAGGGCUUCUCUAGAGACCACCGUGAUGAUGUGGCUGAGCGGCUCCUUGCUCUGAAAGACGGCCUUGCGCACCCGGACCCCACCAUCCUCUUCCACACCUGCCACAGCAUCGCCCAGAUUAUUGCCAGGCGCCUCCCACCUGACCAGCUCAUCAGUCUCUUGUUAACCAUGUUUGAGAGCCUGGGGGACCCUGUCAAGAACUGCUCCCGAGCGGCUACUGUCAUGAUCAACUGUCUACUGAAGGAACGCGGCAACAUGCUGCUGGAGAAGGUGCCUGAGAUUGUGAGUAUGCUGCGCUCCAAGCUCCAGGAGACCCAGGAAGACCAUGUCCUGCCCGCUGCCCAGCACAGUGUGUACCUCCUGGCCUCCCAGCACUGCGCGGCUGUGGUGUCCAGCCUCCUGGGUAGCCCUCUGCCCUUUGACAGUCACACCUGCGCCCUGUGGCGGGCACUGGCCGUGGAGCCCAGCCUCACCACCCAGGUCCUGGGGCUGCUCAUGGAGAAGAUGCGCAGGGAUGUCCCGUUCAAGGAGAGCCGGACUUUUCUGCUGGGCAGCACCCCUGACCGAGUGGCCACGCUGCUGCCCCUCGCGGCCACCUGCGCACUCUACGAGGUCAUGUCUGCGCCUGCGUCUGCGCCUGCCGUGCUUGAACUCUACCCCCAGCUUUUCGCAGCGCUCUUGCUGCGUGUCAGCUGCACUGUCGGCGUCCAGCUGCCCCGGAACCUGCAGGCCAAGGAGAGGAGGAGCACGGGCCCUGCCCGGCCGGCCAGGAACCUGGAGCCCUGCAGCUCUGCAGUGGACGCCCUACAGGCCCUGCUGCUCUGCGGAGGCAGUCGGGACGUGGUGCAGUGCAUGGAGCAGGAGGGAGGCUGGGAGAUGCUCAGAACCCCGGCAGGACAUGAGGACGGGGUCACACAGUUGGCCAGUGCCAUGGCCAGGUGUGCAGGCCCCCGGCUGCCGCUGGUGUUGAAAGUACUCACAUGCACCCAGAACGGGGUGUACGAGGUGCAGAGGACCACCUCCACAGCCUUCCUGGCCCAGCUGCUUAGCAGCAAUGUCGUCAACGACCUCAUGCUUCUGGAGUCACUGCUGGAGAGCUUGAGAGCCCAACAGAAGGACCCUAGCGCCAGCGUGCGGCGGCUGGUACUUCGGGGCCUGGCCAACAUUGCAUCUGGCGCCCCUGACAAGGUGCCAGCCCACGGACCGCAGCUACUGACAGCCAUGAUCAGUGGGCUGGACGACGGGGACGACCCGCAGAGCCUGGUGGCCCUGGAAGCCAUGCUGGGGCUCGCACGGCUGCUGGAGCUGGUGGAGCCCGGGGACCGGCGCUCGGUGCUGCUGCACACGGCCAUCCGCAUCCGGCCCUUCUUUGACAGUGAAAAGAUGGAGUUCCGGACCGCGUCCAUCCGCCUCUUUGGGCACCUCAACAAGGCCUAUCACGGCGACUGUGAGGACGUUUUUCUGGAGCAGGUUGUGGGUGGGCUGGUGCCCCUCCUGCUGCAUCUGCAGGACCCUCAGACCCCUGUGGCCAGUGCCUGCCAGUUUGCCCUGUGCAUGUGCAUACCCCACCUGCAGUGUGAAGAGCUGGCAGCGGCCUUCCAGAAGCAUCUACAGGAGGGCCACAGCCUGCACUUUGGAGAGUUCCUCAACUCCACCUGCAAGCACCUGAUGCACCACUUCCCCGACCUGCUGGGCCGCCUGGUAAGCACCAGCCUGUUCUACUUCAAGAGCAGCUGGGACAGUGUCCGAGCUGCAGCGCCCCUGUUCACAGGGUUCCUGGUGCUGCACGCAGAACCUGAGCACAGGCCACAGGUGGACCUGGAGCAGCUCAUUACAGCACUACGUCUCCUGCUGCGGGACCCAGCACCCGGGGUGAGGGAGAAGGCCGCCGAGACGCUGGGCCGCCUGGUGAAGUUUGCCUGAGGCUGGGCACGCCACACAAGCAAGACUAGCCAGGAGUUUCAGCACACGCUCGCCUCAUUCUCAAUAAAGCCAUUUCCUUCUCAGCGCUGCUGAGAGGGGAGAGGGCCCUCG